Messenger RNA from Solea senegalensis (Senegalese sole), 3680 nucleotides. RefSeq names its product ras homolog family member Ua (gene rhoua). The record is from RefSeq and is a predicted model, not a curated record. Gene Ontology annotation, biological process: small GTPase-mediated signal transduction. Gene Ontology annotation, molecular function: GTP binding; GTPase activity. The coding region runs from base 1649 to 2443 and encodes 264 amino acids. The transcript is spliced from 4 exons. Lineage: Eukaryota; Metazoa; Chordata; Actinopteri; Pleuronectiformes; Soleidae.
AAUAUGAUUGAGGGGCCCUAUUAGACAUAUCACAUAACUUAUCCUUCAUUAUUUGACAGGGCCCCAUCAAGACAACAGGGGUGGAUAACACAGUCUAAGGAGCUCUAAUAACUAGUGUUAUUUGGCUGAGAGGCCUCUUUCAGAUAUUAGGGGUGAAUAACAUACCACAUAGAAUAUGAUUGAGGGGCCCAAUUAAGAUAUACCACAUGACAUAACUAGUUAUGUGGCUUCAGUGCCCCACUGGAAUACUGGGAUACGCGUGGCUCACAGCUAAAAUAGACAACAGAGAAAAAAUCUGUUGAUAAUUAUGUUGACAUUCUACCCGGAAUAUUACAUUAAACUGAGAGCUGUCACAGUAAUUUUAAUGUUUAUAUAGGCUGAAUGUGAAUACGUGAAUAACAUGAAUAUUACAGUUAACUGUAUAACUAUUUUAGCAGCUGUAAUAAUUAUAUCACAUAAAGGCGAAAGCUUCCCUGUCCGUCUUAGUCAGAGAUAAAUCAGAAACAAAAGUCAUGAACAUAUUGGUGGACUUUUUCAGAAAUAUUGCAUGUCCUGCGAUUUGAAAAUUGUUGUAGGCUAUAUUGCGUUUCUGAUAAACUUUCAAUUAAUUGUUCACCACUAGUUUGAAGUGAUUAAUUUCAUGUGGUACAAGGGUGUGGUGCACCUGUAGUACUUGUAUGAAUAUAAGUAAUAAGUAGUGAUGAGGGCGAGUGGCUGUUGGAGGCACGUACUUGCUGUCUGUGAGGGUGAAGUGCACUGGAGGAGGAUAGAGUACCUGCCAGUACAGAGGGCUGUGGCAGAGCACUCUUUCAUUAAGGACUGACCCUGGCUAGCUCACGUAGGUGACCCCGAUGGUCACAUAUGACCUGCAGGAUGAUUUAUGGGAACAGUCUCCUGUUCUUGUAGCAUGGGACCAUCAGGGCCGCUUGGUGGCUUUAUCCUGACGUGGCAGCCGUUGAUAGCUUCAGCUGCUUUAACAAGAGCUAGGUGUUUAACCAGCCCUGUAAACCAAAAGGAUACACAGUCCACUUCUUCUAGGGGCCCCUCUGUGUCUCUGGGGACGAUGUGGUGGACAGUGGAGUGAGGCAUGUCGAAAACUCUGGAUAGUUGGGACUCUGGGGCCAGAACAGAAACACUCUUUGUCUCAGUUCUUGGUGGAGAAGGUCCUGAAGUACAAGGCUUUCUCUGCUCAGACAGAAAUCCACUCGUGUGUCCUCCUGGUUGAAGAACCUUUCCAGCACAGAAAUGCCCAUGUUGAUCCUACAGACUCUUAAUGACAUAAAUGAUACGAAAAUCUGUUGAUAUAUGUUUUUAAAUGCCUUUGUAAAAUACAUCUUUACAUUAAACUUCACAUGAAGUCCAUUGGGGGGCCACAAGUUUGGCACUUUCACUUUAUGGCCCCUAUGUUAAAAAAAGGCUACAUCCGCUACUGCUGACUCUGCUGCUCUGGUCGGACUUGAGUUGAUGAGAUUGAACACGAACAGUCUCAGAGUGAGCGGGUCCAUUUAACCAUGGAGACUCAGUGGAGGCGGGCAGCUGCAGCGGCGGCGGAAUAACGGAAAUGAACACGGGACACACAUAAACCGGACUAACGGACGAUGUGAAGACUGAACCAAAGCGGGACUGAACCUCCUCCUCUCCGGCUCUGAUGCCUCAGCGGGGCGAUGGCAGCGGCUACACGGCGCCGACAUCCCCUGCUCCGCCUGUCCCGCCGAGGAGGCUCAGAAGCCGGGACAGGGGCUCCGACAAGACUCGGGAGCCCGGGACAGUGGCGAGGACAGGGACAGUGGACAGGCGGGUGAAGUGUGUGUUCGUGGGGGACGGAGCUGUGGGGAAAACGAGCUUAGUGGUCAGUUACACCACCAACGGUUACCCCACCGAGUACGUGCCCACUGCCUUUGACAACUUCUCAGUGGUGGUGUCAGUGGACGGGCAGCCGGUCAAACUACAACUGUGUGACACAGCUGGACAGGACGAGUUUGAUAAGCUGCGUCCUUUGUGUUACACCAGCGCAGACGUGUUCCUGUUGUGCUUCAGUGUCGUCAAUCCCACCUCUUUCCAGAACGUUCCUGAGAAGUGGGUCCCAGAGAUCCGCAGAUGCGCCCCAUUUGCUCCCCUCAUCCUCGUCGGGACACAGUGUGACCUCAGAGAGGACGUCAAGGUUCUUAUUGAUCUGGCAAAGUAUCGAGAGCGGCCCGUGGACCCAGUGGACGCCUGGGACUGUGCGAUGGAGAUAGGCGCUGUGGCCUACAUGGAGUGCUCGUCUUUGACCCAAAAAAACCUCAAAGAAGUGUUUGACGCGGCCAUACUGGCCAGCCUGCAGAAGUAUAGUUCCCAAAAACAACAGAGGGGGAAACGAAAACGCAAAAAGCAAAGGCAGACACCGGACAAGAUGAAGAGUCUGUCAAAGUCUUGGUGGAAAAGGUACUGUUGUGUGGCCUAGAGCAGACCUGUGUUAUGAUUUGGUUUCUGCUGCUAGUUGGGUCCAAGUCUCUGAUCCUCUUCUGACUUUGGACUUAGCUGGGCUUGGGUUUCUGCCUGGACUCACAUCCAGUGUGUGUCUCCCUCGAGAGGGUCUUACUCUCAACGUGGAUGAGAUUUACUACUGAGCUGAGCGGGUUCUAGCAGAACCUGCUCUGAGAUUAAAGCAGUACCCCUGUGUCCUCUUGAUGGAUGUUGCACAUGAUGCCCUGCUGUGUCACUCUGAAGUUUGAAGGCCCUAAUGUAGUCAGGCUUUGGAGAAGGUGGUUGAGAUGCUGUUUUUGCAGUUUCUAGGAGCACAGACGGCAGAACUGGACUGAAAUAGAGGACAAACCUUAUCGUUAGACAACCAGAGACAAUAACUUCAUCGCUGGACAUGAGUCAACACUUAAUUAACACAUUUAGCCCAGAGUUAAUUUUAGGGCAGCUUUUUAGCUUUGGAGUGACUGUUGUUCCAGAGUAAAAAGUUACUUUUUGAAGUUGCUACUAAUUUUAUUCAGGGCACACGUGCUGCAAAACCUAAUCUAGACUAGACCGUUGUUAGAAACAGUGACACCUGAAAAAUACUGUACAAGCACAGAGGACACGCAACAAUCUGGCACUGUUAUGUUACGGCAUGGUGCGUCUUCACUCCUAAUGAUGAAUUAUGCAAUGUGACAUGGUUUGUCCAUGUAGAGUCUUAAUCACAUCACACCACAUGCUCUUUACAUGUUUGUUUGUUUGUGUAGGUUUGUAGUAAGAAGAUGAUUCAGGGUGCUUUAGAAUAAUUUGCUUCAUUUAUCGCAAUUCUAAGGUCUUAUUUGUACCACUCUGAUUUCACACGUUAAUACUACAGAAACACUCAUGUCAUGCUCUGCAGCCUGUUCUCUCUCACAUAAAUUCAGGUUUUCUGGGUUUUUUUUUUAUGUCGUCGAGCACAAAUAACAAAGCAAGCCAAAGCAGAAGAUGUGUGGAUGUUUAGCGCUCACCUGCCACACCUUCCUUUGUAUACUGUACUUACACUCACACGAGAACAAAACGCUAAUGAUUCAAAACUAUCUCUCCGCAGUGCCUUUAUCUGAAUGGCUCUUUGUGUGAAAGUCAGCAGUGUAUUGGACUGAAGCACAUCUGCUGUGGUUUAGUCCAUAUGCAAAACAAUCAUACUAUGGAGAACCUCAGAUUUAUGUACUGUGUGUGUAUAUAUAUAUAUAUGUAUAUAU